This is a messenger RNA of Henningerozyma blattae CBS 6284, 594 nucleotides long. RefSeq names its product ESCRT-II subunit protein VPS25 (gene VPS25). Gene Ontology annotation, cellular component: ESCRT II complex. The record is from RefSeq and is a predicted model, not a curated record. Lineage: Eukaryota; Fungi; Ascomycota; Saccharomycetes; Saccharomycetales; Saccharomycetaceae. Gene Ontology annotation, biological process: protein transport to vacuole involved in ubiquitin-dependent protein catabolic process via the multivesicular body sorting pathway. Bases 1 to 594 code for a protein of 197 amino acids. The transcript has a single exon. Gene Ontology annotation, molecular function: structural molecule activity; protein homodimerization activity.
AUGGCUUCUGCUUUUCCCCCAGUUUACUCAUUCCCCCCACUUUAUACUCCACAGCCAAAUGCUUUAAUAAGAGAACAGCAAGUAUCCACAUGGAUUGAUAUAAUUUUACAAUACUGCAAAAGUAAAGAUAGCUGGUGCAUGACUUUCGAGGGUUCUGUUAUUGAUUUAAGCACAUUGAUGAUUGAAAUAGCCACACAAGGAAUUCCUAAGGAGAGAGAAAGUAUAUUUAAAAAUAAUGAUAUUCAAAGAGCUGUUCCUCAAUCUUUUAUGGAAGAAAUUUGGAAAAAACUAGUCUCGGAUGGAAAAGCAAUCAGUACUGAUAUUAAGACAAAAAAUUCAAGAACUUUCUACAUCUUUUGGAAAAAUGUUGACUCAUGGGCUUCAUUAAUUCUUCAAUGGUUUGAAACUACAACAAAACUAAAUCAAGUCGUGACUGUUUAUGAAUUAACACAAGGUGAUGAGUCAAUUGGCUGGGAAUUCUAUGGUAUGCCAGAGCCAAUGAUGAUCCAUUGUUUGAAGCCAUUAUUAGCAAGGAACCGCGCUACUUUGAUGAAAGACGAAAUGGGUAAAGUUGUGGCGAUCAAAGUUGUAUGA